GACUGUCACUCGUUCUAGAACACGGCUCGACGUGUCCAUCCUCGACGGACUUCGGACGGUCGGACGGUCCCCAUCGCCCGACUUCUCGAUUACCUUUCGACGCGGCUCAACAUUGAAUCGUGUCAAUGACAUGCUCCUUGUUGGACUUCACGUCACCGGAUCAUGCUGCUGUGCGCCUUAUCUCGCACCUCGCCAUGACAUACACUGUUGACUCUGUGGCCUGAGCAUUUGGCCAUCAAGGACUGUGAUAGCCCUCACAAUGGAGGACGCUUCGCAAUCACCUGAGUUGCCAGCAGACGAAAACUCCAUAGACGAGGCCAAAGCAGCGCGAAGACGCCGAGAGAAACCUCAAUUGUCUUGCAGCCUUUGCAGGACACGCAAAUUACGAUGCGACCGCCAGCAGCCGUGUCACAAUUGCGUGCAUAGAGGUCUAGCCGAAACGUGCACCUAUCCCCAUACUAAAGUUUCACGUUCAAAGACGACUCAGUUGCAUGCGUCGCCCCAUUUAUCACCAACCGUACGCGGCCGGGUCAAGCAACUCGAGGAUCAGGUUGUCUCGCUGAUGGAAGCUCUCAACGGCACCCCAGUUCCGGCACAGGCAGGCGCUUCAACAAGGACUUCUGCUCAAAGCAUCCGUCCUGAUAGCAAUGGGGCGUCAGGGAAUCUGAAUGAUCUGGCACCACCCGUACCAGGCCUUCCAGGCUAUAUGGAGUAUACCCGAUCCGCGGUCAACUACAUUGGCAACUCUCACUGGCUUUCCAUUUUAGGAAAUAUUUCCGACCUCAAAGACAUCGUGAAGGAGUUCGCACCGAAACAAGGUGACGAGACUGUCAUGGACAACUCCAUGCCAGGAACCCCGGACCUUUUGUCUGGAACCAACCCGAAAGUCGGCCGCAGAGAGAUCUUGAACGCUAUCCCAUCAAAACCUGUGGUGGACACACUCUUUGCUGAGUUCUUCAUCAACACUGAUAGCGAGAUCAUGUUAGUUCAUCCGCCCACAUUUCGCAAAGAGUACGUACAAUUUUGGGAGGACCCUUCCUCCAUGCCCAUCAUGUGGAUCGGUCAACUAUUUGCGUUCAUGUGCCUAGCAAUACAGUAUCAGCAAUUUUCGCUGGUCGAAGCACGAAGGCUUCAGCUCGCCGAUUAUGAUCCAGAACGUCUGAUGGAAAGCUUCCAUGCAAAGACCGCUCAAUGUCUUUGCCUUGGCGGAUACUCAGAAGGACCGCCCUAUACCGUCGAGACUCUGCUGCUCCAUCUCUUUGCAAAGAUUCUGAGGGCCAACAACACAGAAAGCAACAACAGUUGCUGGGCAUUGUGGGGUCUCGUAGUCCGCAUUGCUAUGCGAACAGGGUAUCAUCGCGAUGGUUCCUAUUUUCCAACCAUUUCUCCUUUCCAAGCAGAAAUGAGGCGGAGAGUGUGGAUUAUGAUACUCCAAUGGGACAUGUUCCUAGCUCUGCAACUUGCGUUGCCUCGGAUGAUCGUGCCAUCCCAAUACGAUACGGCCGAUCCGCGCAAUCUUACCGAGGAUGACUUGGACAGUAACUUACUCGAGCUUCCGCCUGCGAGACCGCCAUCAGCCAAGACGAACGCCCAGUUCCAUGUCGACAAAAAACGACUUAUCGAGGUGAUCGCCGAGGUUGCUGAUAUUUCCAGUUCAGUUAGGCCACCACCGUAUACUGAGAUAUGGAGGUUAGACGAAUUGCUCAACAAUACUUAUGAGUUUAUAGCGCCUACCUGGCAGCCAGAGUCUGUCCCGUCUGACGCGCCGAGAGCGAGUGUUGGAGUCCGAACCAUAUUCCUUGCGACCUUGUACCUUCGAGGUCAGAUCGUCCUGCAUCAGAGGUAUCUGGGUCCUGGCCGGACUAUUCCUCAAUAUGCCAGAUCACGAAAGAUCGGUAUCGAGGCUGCCCUGACACUCCUGCAGCAUCAAUGGACGCUGUAUCUCGAAACUCAAGUUGGCGGUCCCUUGUGUCGACAUGGCUGGAAGUUCUUAACGAUACUGAAUCCUGAUUUCCUCUACGCAACGGCGAUUUUGUGUGCAGAACUCGCACAGGAUUUGACGAGCAACGUGUCUGUAGCCGACACAGAGUCCGAGGGAGAUCGCGUCUUUCAUUCUCUGAGCAGCGCGUACAUCGUCUGGCUGCACUCGAAUGACGCUACUCGAGCCGUGAAAACAAUCGUGGCGGCGGUGAGGGAUUUAUUGGGUAAAGCGCAGACUGCGGGAUACGGCAUAGCGAGAGCAGGAGCCCAAAUGACGAGCACUGGAAAGCAUGGUGAGCCGAGACAGCCAGAAGCCACUGCUGAUCCAUUCUUCGGGCUUGGGCAGCGCAGCGAGCCUGUGCCCAAGGCGGUAUAUCAUGGCAUAGCGAAUUUCCCCAUAUGAUGGUUUGACCAUCGAAACACACAGAUGGCGUCCAUGGACUACGUCUCAGUAAUUUUAAAUACCAUCUUGACGGGAAGAAGACGAGUGGCACAGUGGGCCGGGCAGCAGCUCCUUUAGACGUGCUCCAUUUCGACGCGCGUGGGAGCUUUUGUUUUCCGCGUCUCCAAAUAAAGUCGUAAGUUAGAAGUUUUAAAUAAUGACGUCGGAUUGUGAGGAAAAGCCUCCCG
Molecule: messenger RNA, 2610 nt
Organism: Exophiala viscosa
Lineage: Eukaryota; Fungi; Ascomycota; Eurotiomycetes; Chaetothyriales; Herpotrichiellaceae
Exons: 5
Coding region: 260-2383 (707 amino acids)
Biological process (GO): regulation of DNA-templated transcription; DNA-templated transcription
Molecular function (GO): zinc ion binding; DNA-binding transcription factor activity, RNA polymerase II-specific; DNA binding
Source: RefSeq, a predicted model, not a curated record